UUCCUCACUUGCGUAAACCAACGGCUAAGGCGACAGACCGUGCCAAUAUUUGAGUUCUUAUACGUCUAGAACAGCGCCUUCAACGGCAACGAAUUAUUAAUCAACCUGCAUGCUGUAAUAUCUAGACGAUUUGACAACGACGAACUAUGGCACUAAACUGGAGCGAUUUUUCAUUAAAAAUCCUUUUAUUUUGAGCAUAACUGAAGACCGACGAAGAUCUGAUGCUAUUGAUUUACUUUGAAGCGAUGUAUACUUGAAGCCGAAAUGAAAGAACUAGUUUUAGCCAUUGUGAUUUCGCUAUGGAUCGCAACCUUGUUGGUGUUGGCAAUUUGGGUAGCAUUCUGGAAAAGUCGAAGAAAAAAGCGUGCAAUAUCUGAAUCUGAGGAAGAGUUUCUUAGUGAACAAAUCAGUCUAGAGAACGAUCCAGCCGUGGUUACAAAGACUACUUCAGUUCAGCCUGUAUAUAAACCAUAUCCUGCUAUAACACGCGAGAAAACUGGUGAUACAACUGAUGAGAGAGGCGAAGAUUCAAAUGGAUAUUUGUAUUUUUCCAUAAAAUAUGACGGAGACAGAUCGACCCUCGUGGUAAGAUUGGUUAAGGGUGAAAACAUCCCAACUCAGAAUUUAUUCCCGAGCAAACCGAGCGUUGAAAUUCAAAUACUUCCCGCGAGAGCUGAACCAGCGCAUGGUCAAGACGGUAUCGAGUUUGAGAUUCCCCACGAGGAGCUUUUACGACAAACGGUCCAUUUUUGCGUUUGCCGUUAUGAUACAUACUCGAGAAAGAAUACAAUUGGUGAUGUUUUUCUGUCUCUGGCAGAGCUGACAGCAGAAGGAGUAGAUCUGAGUCAGGAAAUAUUCAUACGAAAUUUAAUCGAACCAAAUAUUGAGGUCAGUAUAACAGAGCCAAAAAGCCCAUACUAUCUAUGGGAGAAAAUAAGAACUGCACUUCACGAAGGAAAGUUACGUCCUGAGAUGAAAAAAAAGUCAUUUAUGGAAUCUGUGGAAUGGAACGUUGGUGAUUCUAAGGAGGAAGAAACCAGGGAGUUGGAGAAGCUCGAUGAGACAAGCCAUCGGGAAAGAACAAAGAGCAUAAAACACGAUGGACAACUGGGAAAUUUAUUUUUUUCAUUAAAAUACGAAGACAAGAGGUCAAAACUUCUUGUACGAAUAAUGAAAGCUGAAGGUAUCCCAGAUCAUGAUGGCGAAGCUCCAAAUGUUUUAGUAGAAUGUGCUUUGAUACCUAGAGAGAUUUCCGAGAAACCUUCUGCAACUGCAGUGCAAGAAAACACAUUUUCGCCAAUUUUUGAAGAACUUUUUGAAUACAAAGUUGAUUUCGGAGAACUAUGGAAGAAAAAGCUUCAUCUAGUGGUGUGGUAUGUUGAUGCUUACUUUCACCUAACAAGUUUGGGAGAGGUUAUAUAUUCCCUCAGUCAACUGGAUAUUGAAGGAUUGGAUAUAUCACAAACUGCCAUGCUUUUCUCCAAAGAGAUUGUUCUACUUCAUCAGACUAAGGAUUCUUCAAGAAAAAGCGUAGCGGAAGAUUCAAGCAAAAUUUUAUUUUCACUAACCUACCUCCCAGCGACCAAUCGACUGGGUGUAUUUGUUCUUAAAGCUAAGAAUAUAAAAACAACACAAGAUAAUCAAGGAGUGUACGUAGAGGUUACUAUACUUUAUCGGAGUUCACGCCAUCGUAAGGUCACUAUAUUUAAAACUGGGACAGAGAACCCUGUUUACAAUGAAACUCUAUUGUUUGAUUUGGAAGACUUUGUUAUCAGUACUGUCAAGUUGCAAAUUAUUGUCUACCAGAAAGUAGCAAUAGGGGCAAAUGAUGUCCCGCUUGGAAAGGUCCUAAUGGGAAAAGAAGUAGGAGGGAGCGAAGAAUCUCAUUGGCUUGAAGCACUAACUGCGGCAAAACCUAUUGCACAAUGGCAUGAGCUAGCGCCGUGCAGACAAGAGAGGAAAAUGAAAAACAUCACAACGAUAAGGACGAGAGAACUUCGAUCGUUUCAAUUUGCAAAACGAAGGUCGCAGUUAUUUGAAUAACUUCAUCAAUUAUAAUGAAUAACUAUAAUGAAUAAUAUUUGAAUAACUUAAUCAAUUAUAAUAUUC
Molecule: messenger RNA, 2109 nt
Organism: Dendronephthya gigantea
Lineage: Eukaryota; Metazoa; Cnidaria; Anthozoa; Malacalcyonacea; Nephtheidae
Product: synaptotagmin-1-like
Exons: 10
Coding region: 265-2043 (592 amino acids)
Biological process (GO): calcium-ion regulated exocytosis; cellular response to calcium ion; regulation of calcium ion-dependent exocytosis
Molecular function (GO): clathrin binding; calcium-dependent phospholipid binding; SNARE binding
Source: RefSeq, a predicted model, not a curated record